GUACGAUGAGCUUGCCACAAGAAGAUUCCACCACGAGUCCCCAGGGAGAAAACCCAGGCCAAGAGGCGGGCCCAAGCACGAAAAGGCGUGGCACUAUCAAGACGGCCAGUACUUUGCUUACGAAAGAUAUCGCAUACAUCAAGAAGGUCAGGGAGAGGAACAAGCGCGCUGCGACCAAAGUCCGCCUCAAGCAACGAGAAACUGAGAAGAACCUCGAGUCUGCCGAAAAGGACUUGCAGCAGGCGAACCACAGGUUGACAGAAUGUGUAAAGGAGCUAACUCAUCAAGUCCACGACCUCAAGAUGCAACUCCUUGAGCAUGGCACUUGUGACUGUGUCCUCAUUCAGGAGUACAUUGGCAAUGAAGCAAAUCGCUAUGUUCAAGACACGAGUGGUAAGACUUCUGGUCGCGAGCAUACUCCUGAUGGUUAAUCCUAUGAGAUUGCUGUGGUGGGCAUCUUUUACUAAAUCUAACCUGUCUAUAAUAUUAUAAAGCCCUCUACCGCUGAGAUUGUACAUUGCAACACUUUGGUAAUCAGCAAGACUGCCU
This is a messenger RNA of Fusarium oxysporum Fo47, 549 nucleotides long. RefSeq lists its product as uncharacterized. The record is from RefSeq and is a predicted model, not a curated record. Gene Ontology annotation, molecular function: DNA-binding transcription factor activity. Gene Ontology annotation, biological process: regulation of DNA-templated transcription. The transcript has a single exon. Lineage: Eukaryota; Fungi; Ascomycota; Sordariomycetes; Hypocreales; Nectriaceae. The coding region runs from base 6 to 431 and encodes 141 amino acids.